CACGAGAGACUUUCAACAGAAUACAUCGAAUUUCGGCAAGAGAUUUGCAAAUCGAGAAGAAAGAAGAAAACCUCUGCACCGAGUUACCUCCACGCAAAAGUGCACAAAAAACGUUAUAAAAACAAAAAACAAAGUGAUUUUAAAAGCCAGAGUUCAUUGGACGCCCAGCAAUCCGAGAGACAAAGUGAAACGACCUCGCCCAACGCGGCAAAAGACAAAAAGAGAGAAAAAAAACACACCCACAUCACAAACAUCCCGCUGAUUGGCACUGCACUUCGCAAAAAAAAACACCAAAACCACAGCACAGCAUCGACAUGGAUGUUUGGGGAUUCUGCGUCAGCGACACCACGAUGGCAUAUGGCGGGUCCAUGCGCAGCGGGUACUACAGGGACUACGAGGAAUUCCCCUAUGGAACCCUGGAGUCCACCACCUCCUCACAUGCGGUCAAGGACUGCUACAGUCGUGUGCAAGAAAAGUGCAAGCAGAUAAAGUCCGAGAAGCAGAUGCGCAAGGACUGCCCGUUCUGCAAGGAGCACAAGAAGCGACCGCUCAUCAACUACAUGCGCAAGCGGGAGCAGCGGAAGCACCAUGACAGCAUCUGCGAGGACGAGGAGGACAUGCACGAGCAUGAGCAUGAGUUGGAGCACAGCCACAAUCACAGCCAGUCGGCCGUUCUUGCCGCCCCCCAAAGCUGCAAGGUGUGAGUGGGAGCGGGACGACUCUACUGCGGACGAUGCCCGCAGCAUUCGCGAAAUGCCAUAUAUGUAUACAAAUGUAUAACCAGAAGAAAGGAAACCUGAAAGAGUAAGAACAAAGACGAAGAAAACCAGAGGAGAAAAGAGAAAAAGUUCUUAAAGACGAAGAUUGCGCGAGAGAGCGAGACAGCGACCUGCAGCUACAAUAAUCCAAGGCAACUGUACCCCUAUUUUUGAUAUGGUUGUUAAAGCAUUUCCGCGUUGCGAAUACACUACCAUUUACAAAAGCCGGAUACACUUGAUACCAAUUUACAACUCCCUUUUUUUCAUUAGCUGCCACUUCGUUUUUACACCAGUUUUGCAGUUAUGUACAACUACAAUUUAUUUACCAACAAACAAUAGCACACGACGAAAUAAUCAAGUAACGAAAACCUGCCCGCUUGACCAACGCAUUUUUUGACCUUAGUUAAACCAGAACAUGCUAAAAAAAGCUAAAAAAAAUUAUAAAUGUACACGAAACACAACAAGGGAAGCAAAAACAGAAUUUUCUAUUUUGCGUACGAGACUGAGUAAAUUGCAGUAGAAAAUUGUUAAGCCAAAAGUUUGUUUUCUCCGUUGAAUUAUUUGGGACCCAAUUGGAUCAAUUACAGGUAUACCGUAUAAGCAGCACGAAAUAAUGAAAACUAUAACAAGCAAAAUGCUCCAUUGCAGCCAAUCAAGGUUUACAACUAUUAUUUUUCGAUAUAUGCGUAGUACAUACUUUGGACCCCGAUUUUUAUUGUAUCCUUGUCUAUAUUAGACAUUCCCCUAUAUUUAUUGUAAUACCAACUGGGCGUUGCACAGUCCGAGCAAAAGUCAAAAAGAAAUGAAAUCGAAAUAUGUAUGUAAUGCUGUAUAUGUAAAAGUUGAAAGUGUUUCAAAAGUUUAUGCCUAGUUAAAUUUUGUUAACCCAACUUGUAAUUACAGAACAGACAAUGUUAUUAAGUUUUUGGCGUUCAGGCUGAACUGUGCAAAAAGGACGGAACUAUUAUAAAAUCGAUUUAACAAUUUCAUUAGUCAUUUAAGUAAUUGAUCAAAAUAUAAUGAUUUGUGUAAAAUUUGCUUGCAGGUACCAAGAAAAUUUUCAAUUUAUACAAUGUUAUAUAUCAUAUAUAUUAUAUAUUAAUGGUUAAUUUAAAUUAUAUGUAAACCAAUAAAACGACAAAUGAUUACAAAAAUUUAA
Drosophila santomea is the source of this 1917-nucleotide messenger RNA. RefSeq lists its product as uncharacterized. Bases 315 to 704 code for a protein of 129 amino acids. The record is from RefSeq and is a predicted model, not a curated record. Lineage: Eukaryota; Metazoa; Arthropoda; Insecta; Diptera; Drosophilidae. The transcript is spliced from 2 exons.